Messenger RNA from Piliocolobus tephrosceles (Ugandan red Colobus), 882 nucleotides. It is a transcript of the gene RPL17, whose product is annotated as ribosomal protein L17. The coding region runs from base 293 to 847 and encodes 184 amino acids. The record is from RefSeq and is a predicted model, not a curated record. Gene Ontology annotation, molecular function: structural constituent of ribosome. Gene Ontology annotation, biological process: cytoplasmic translation. Gene Ontology annotation, cellular component: cytosolic large ribosomal subunit; ribosome. Lineage: Eukaryota; Metazoa; Chordata; Mammalia; Primates; Cercopithecidae. The transcript is spliced from 7 exons.
UCUCGGGCCUCAAUCCUCCUGCCAUCGCCGCCAUCCUGGCCUCGGGGGCGCCGGCCUUCAGGUCCCCGGGAGGAGAACUCCCAGAGCUACUAAAUCCUCGCUGGAGGCGGUGGUUUUUUAUGCGGGGUGACGUGGCGGAGGGCCCGACUUUGGGAGCCGGGGCCGGUCGGUCUUUGAGGUCCUCAGAGGGACGUGGUGGGCGGGAAUGGGGCGACCGGGCUCCUCCACUAGUGGGGCCGCCUGUGGUGCGUGCGGACUCCGGAGAUCCAGUGUCCAGUGGUAAUCUGUGAAAAUGGUUCGCUAUUCACUUGACCCGGAGAACCCCACGAAAUCAUGCAAAUCAAGAGGUUCCAAUCUUCGUGUUCACUUUAAGAACACUCGUGAAACUGCCCAGGCCAUCAAGGGUAUGCAUAUUCGAAAAGCCACGAAGUAUCUGAAAGAUGUCACUUUACAGAAACAGUGCGUACCAUUCCGACGUUACAAUGGUGGAGUUGGCAGGUGUGCCCAGGCCAAGCAGUGGGGCUGGACACAAGGUCGAUGGCCCAAAAAGAGUGCUGAAUUUUUGCUGCACAUGCUUAAAAACGCAGAGAGUAAUGCUGAACUUAAGGGUUUAGAUGUAGAUUCUCUGGUCAUCGAGCAUAUCCAAGUGAACAAAGCACCUAAGAUGCGCCGACGGACCUACAGAGCUCAUGGUCGGAUUAACCCAUACAUGAGCUCUCCCUGCCACAUUGAGAUGAUCCUUACCGAAAAGGAACAGAUUGUUCCUAAACCAGAAGAGGAGGUUGCCCAGAAGAAAAAGAUAUCCCAGAAGAAACUGAAGAAACAAAAACUUAUGGCACGGGAGUAAAUUCAGCAUUAAAAUAAAUGUAAUUUAAAGGAAAA